AUGUCGUCAUCAACGAAAAAGUUUACCAUUGCGGUCGAAGGAAAUAUUGGUUCAGGGAAAAGUACUGUCCUUGCUCAUCUUAGUAAAUCUUCAUUGUGUGAAAUUAUUGCCGAGCCAGUGGAAAACUGGACGAAUUUGAAAGGACAUAAUAUAUUGGCUAUGCUCUACGAUGAUCCUCAUCGAUGGGGUUUCGCCUUUCAAGCAAAUGCUCAAAUGACGUUGGCUAAGUUACAUACUCAAACAACCAAGGCACCUGUCAAAGUCAUGGAAAGAUCGAUCUAUAGUGCGCGAUACUGUUUUGUUGAAAAUCUAUACCGAAGUAAAAUCCUCCAUGGUGCUGAAUACGAAAUAUUAGACGAAUGGUUUCAAACCCUCGUUUCAGGUGGUUCAUGUGACCUUGAUUUGAUCAUUUAUCUUCGUGCAUCACCGGAAACCUGUCUUCAACGUAUCCAAAUGCGGCAUCGAUCAGAAGAGGAAUCGAUUGAUCUCGAUUAUCUGCAAACGUUGCAUGAACGCCAUGAAGAAUGGCUUAUCCAACGUAAUCGUACAAACAAUUCGCCGCCUGUUAUUGUCGUUGAUGCGAACCAAACGAAAGAACGUGUUUAUAUUGAUACUAACACUCAUGUUAAUAAUCUUGUUUCGUGUUAA
Molecule: messenger RNA, 648 nt
Organism: Adineta ricciae
Lineage: Eukaryota; Metazoa; Rotifera; Eurotatoria; Adinetida; Adinetidae
Source: the annotation of a GenBank genome assembly